Messenger RNA from Lepidothrix coronata (blue-crowned manakin), 547 nucleotides. RefSeq names its product cyclin dependent kinase 2 associated protein 2 (gene CDK2AP2). NCBI's taxonomy places the organism in Eukaryota, Metazoa, Chordata, Aves, Passeriformes, Pipridae. The coding region runs from base 16 to 423 and encodes 135 amino acids. The transcript has 4 exons. Gene Ontology annotation, cellular component: microtubule; nucleus; cytoplasm. Gene Ontology annotation, biological process: negative regulation of G1/S transition of mitotic cell cycle; regulation of microtubule cytoskeleton organization. The record is from RefSeq and is a predicted model, not a curated record.
GGGCGGCCGUCGGGGAUGUCCUACAAGCCCAUCGCUCCCGCCCCCGCCACCCCCGGAGCCGCCAGCGCCAGCCCCGCCCCGCCGGGGCCCGGGGCGCCGUCCGCCGGUGAGAGACCCCCCGCCACGAGUGUCCCGUCGCCCUCCGGCUCCGUGCCCGGCGCCGCCGCCCCUUUCCGGCCGCUCUUCAAUGACUUCGGGCCGCCGUCCAUGGGUUACGUGCAGGCCAUGAAGCCCCCCGGGGCGCAGGGCUCGCAGAGCACCUACACCGACCUGCUCUCGGUCAUCGAGGAGAUGGGCAAGGAGAUCCGGCCCACCUACGCCGGCAGCAAGAGCGCCAUGGAGCGGCUGAAGCGGGGGAUCAUCCACGCCCGGGCGCUGGUCAGGGAGUGCCUGGCAGAGACAGAGCGAAACGCCCGCACGUAACGGCAGCUGCCGCCCGGGACCCCCCGGGACCCCCGGUGGCGGCGCGGGGGGGGCCGCCGUGCUGCCCGCGCCCCCCCCUCCCCGCGAUCUCCGCUCUUUAUAAAUGCCUGUUUUUAUAAAUAAA